AUGGUUUCUGCCAAGAAGAAGGAGAUGGUGACAGCGAUGCGUCCCGCUUCCAUUCGGACCCUCUUCUACUUUUUCUGUUUGGCGACUUGUGUAAAGAAAACCACUGGACAGACAAGGAAGGAUGAAAGGAUCUAUCCAGAGAAUUUCACUCGCAUUUUAGACCGACUUCUGGACGGUUAUGACAACAGGCUGCGACCUGGAUUUGGGGGUCCUGUGACUGAGGUCAAGACAGACAUUUAUGUGACAAGUUUUGGGCCUGUGUCAGAUGUUGAAAUGGAAUACACAAUGGACGUGUUCUUUCGUCAGACGUGGGUGGACCGGAGGUUGAUGUACGAGGGUCCGAUAGAGAUUUUGAGGCUGAACAACUUGAUGGUGACUAAAGUGUGGACGCCAGACACUUUCUUCAGGAACGGCAAGAAGUCAGUGGCUCACAACAUUACGGCCCCAAACAAACUCUUCCGCAUCAUGAAGAAUGGCACCAUUCUCUACACCAUGAGGUUGACUAUUAGUGCCGAAUGUCCCAUGAAGCUCGUGGACUUCCCCAUGGAUGGACAUGCAUGCCCCCUCAAGUUUGGAAGCUAUGCCUAUCCCAAAACAGAGAUGAUCUAUACUUGGACCAAAGGGCCUCAGCAUUCAGUGGAGGUCCCCCCUGAGUCCUCCAGCCUUGUUCAGUAUGAUCUCAUCGGCCAGACGGUCUCCAGUGAAACGAUCAAAUCAAUCACAGGUGAAUAUGUGGUGAUGACGGUCUACUUCCAUUUGAAACGUAAAAUGGGCUACUUCAUGAUUCAGACGUAUAUCCCCUGCAUAAUGACAGUAAUCCUCUCCCAAGUGUCCUUCUGGAUAAAUAAAGAAUCAGUUCCAGCGCGCACAGUCUUCGGCAUCACCACCGUCCUGACCAUGACGACACUCAGUAUCAGCGCUCGCCACUCUCUUCCCAAGGUCUCGUACGCCACUGCGAUGGACUGGUUCAUCGCUGUCUGCUUCGCCUUCGUCUUUUCUGCCCUCAUUGAGUUUGCCGCCGUUAAUUACUUCACCAACGCACAGAUUGAGCGGGCCAAAAAGAAGCCAGCCAAAUGUCCCCCUGUGCCCCAAACUACACCUGUCAAGGUCAAGGACGCAGAAGAAGUGCUGCAGCAAAAUCCUGACAGCAAUGGCAACCUGAGAAAACGUGUGAAUUAUAUAGAGCCGAGCAGUCACCAGAGAGCCCAGUCCACCACCAACAUUUCAGGAGUAGGAAGAGCAAGACCGCUGCGACCUUUAGUCACCGGAGCCAACGGCAGCUCCUCCACCCUCUCCCGCUCCAGCCCCAAGUCUGAGAGCCUGCUCAGCGUGGCCUCCUCCUCUGCACAGCUGGUGAAAAGCACGCCUCAGGCUGCAGCUUCCACGCCAGACGUGAUGGCGGCGACGCCAUGCAAGCAGAACACCAACUCCGCGUCUCUGCAGCAUCUGCUGGGUCCCAAGCUGGAGCGCAUCCAGAUGAUGGGAAACAAACUGGAGCUAAAGCAGACGCCGUGUUCCCAGCCCACCACUGCUGGUAUGGGUGGAACCAGCAAAAUUGACAAGUAUGCACGGAUCCUGUUUCCAGUGUCUUUCGGGGCAUUUAACAUGGUCUACUGGGUAGUUUACUUAUCAAAGGACACGAUGGUGGCUAAAGGUGGCUAG
Scomber scombrus (Atlantic mackerel) is the source of this 1662-nucleotide messenger RNA. RefSeq names its product gamma-aminobutyric acid type A receptor subunit alpha4 (gene gabra4). Lineage: Eukaryota; Metazoa; Chordata; Actinopteri; Scombriformes; Scombridae. Gene Ontology annotation, molecular function: transmitter-gated monoatomic ion channel activity involved in regulation of postsynaptic membrane potential; benzodiazepine receptor activity; inhibitory extracellular ligand-gated monoatomic ion channel activity. The coding region runs from base 1 to 1662 and encodes 553 amino acids. The record is from RefSeq and is a predicted model, not a curated record. Gene Ontology annotation, cellular component: GABA-A receptor complex; synapse; neuron projection. Gene Ontology annotation, biological process: chloride transport; gamma-aminobutyric acid signaling pathway; synaptic transmission, GABAergic. The transcript is spliced from 9 exons.